AUGGUGCUAUCUCGCCUCUGUGGCAUUUGCGUUUGCCAAGCGGCCCAAAAUGGGAAUAACGCUGUAUGCAAGUGUUUCCUUGUCUGCGAAAAAGGAGCGGCUCGGUACCGCCGCACCGUACAGAGGGGACUUGCUGCCCAGGCUUCGGCUGCCCACGGAUUCUCCGUAAGACGACUCCUUAACCUGGCAAAGCUCACUGCUUUCCUGAUCCGGCUGCAUAUUGCGGAUUUGCGCAUUGUCCGUUUCUUGAACUUCGACAGCGCAGGAGAAAAGCAAGGCCCCAUGGGACUGUCGGGGAAACUGGGGAUAUUUCUGCGAGAGGUACGUUGGUAA
Messenger RNA from Eimeria mitis, 333 nucleotides. RefSeq lists its product as uncharacterized. The record is from RefSeq and is a predicted model, not a curated record. Lineage: Eukaryota; Apicomplexa; Conoidasida; Eucoccidiorida; Eimeriidae. The coding region runs from base 1 to 333 and encodes 110 amino acids. The transcript is spliced from 3 exons.